AUGGACGCGUUGAGUGAGGAUAGCUGUAUACUGAAAAUCCGUAGCAUUAGUGAGGGCCAGGCAGGUUUCCGGAAGAAGAGGGGGUGCGUAGACCACGCAUGCACGGUAGGGAGAAUCAUCCAAGGUAGAAAGAGGGCGGGAAAGCCGACGUACUGCUUCUUCCUGGACGUGAAAAAGGCAUACGAUACCGUGCGGAGAAAUGGGCUGUGGAAUCAACUGUCCAAGUACGGCAACAGGGGGAAAAUGUGGAGAGUGCUGAAGAAGAUAACAGAGUGCACGAAAAGCGCGGUCAUGCUAGACGGAGAACUGUCACAAUUCUUCGACAUUGAGCAGGGGGUCCCACAAGGUUGCACGCUGUCCCCAACAUUGUUCCAGGUGUUCAUCAACGAUCGGUUGGAAGUCGUAGAGGCAGUCCGGAAGGGAGUAAAAGUAGGGGACACAGAAACGUCGGUGUCAGUCAGGAAUGCUUCUACUGCAAUUGUCAUGGUAUCCAACGAGGACAAGGAGGAACCAGUAGAACAUAGAUGGAGGUGGGGGAUGUGGGGGAUCGAGGAGAUUUGCAGUAAUGGACCAGUACGCAUACCUCGGAGUAGAGAUCGCAAAAGGCUCCUCGUGGUGUGCUCACAUGUCCAAGGCAGCGGAAAAGGGCAAAGCACCACCAGCAGGGGAGCUGCACCCAAUAGACUACUCGCAAACCGGCACCUCGAUACACGCAUCAAAUUGACGGUUUUGAAGAGCGUAAUCGUACCGCCGCUAGAGUACGCCGGAGAAAUGAAAGCAGCGAAAACCAUCCUAGGAUGCUCCAGGCGCACAAGUAGCGCAGCCGUCAGGGCAGAAUUGGGGAUCCAAUCCCUACGGGCGGGAAGCGACGCAAGGAAGCUGACAUGGCAGUAUCGUGUUUGCGGCCUACGCCACUUAUUUAUCGGACAACCCACGGAAUGGGUCAAGGUUGUAGAGGACGUAUGGAAGGGGCUCGACAUCGACGAAGAUGAAACGCUGGAAACGGAGGGUCUACAGGGGUUCAAGGAGAAGAUA
This is a messenger RNA of Ectocarpus sp. CCAP 1310/34, 1035 nucleotides long. The record is from the annotation of a GenBank genome assembly. Lineage: Eukaryota; Phaeophyceae; Ectocarpales; Ectocarpaceae.